Messenger RNA from Mytilus trossulus (common blue mussel), 2178 nucleotides. RefSeq lists its product as uncharacterized. Lineage: Eukaryota; Metazoa; Mollusca; Bivalvia; Mytilida; Mytilidae. The coding region runs from base 72 to 1241 and encodes 389 amino acids. The transcript is spliced from 5 exons. The record is from RefSeq and is a predicted model, not a curated record.
UUUACUGUCCCUGCUUCUUUCGCAACAUUUUGCUUUUCACAUACUGUGUGUGGCUUUAAUAAACCAAAAAUAUGGCAGAGUUCAUGAUCCCAACAUCCAAGAACACACAGACAGGAGACAAAAGAAACCAUUCCGUUAUAGAAGGUGACAAUGUUCCUCCAAAUACCAAUGAUUGGAAUAUUGAUGUUAUCAGCAGUGAUUUACAACUAAGUUUCAGAUACGAGGAAGACCCGAGAUCGUUGUUUAUUAUUGGAUAUCAUAGAUUUCUUGGUAGGAAUGUUCAUCACAAAGAGUUCAUGAGAAAACAUUAUUUAAAUCCAGAUGAAGAUUAUCUUGCUAAAGCGAGUUGUCUUCAGUUUGCAUUGGUUGAAUGGGAAAACAUGAUAAACACUGAAGUUAUCAAUGAUGUACAGGCAGUAGAUGUGUUUCAAAUGAAUCACGAGUUACAAAAACCAUUCUUAGACUCUGCUUUUAAUGAAUAUUUAUUGGAAGAAGAUAAAAAGUUUGAAGGCUCAGAACAUUUAGAACAUGUAAAAGAGAAAAAAAAACUACUGCAAGAAAUGUGUCAAAAAAUAUUUACAAAGAUGAAAUUGUUUUCAGAUCAAUUAUUAAAUGUAGUCAGUCAUAAGAAAAGUGCUUCUGAGAGAAUGAUGCAGGAUUUAUUCCUGUCCUUUGUAAAGAUAUUUGAUCUAACAAUUUUUGAUACAACACAUUCACCAAACAUUGGCUAUCAUUUUCAUAAUGGAAAAAAUGUAAUACAAUCAGAGCCAGAUGCAGUAAUUUUAAGCAAUAAACUAACGCCAGAGAUGGAAAUAGAAUCCAAAGUUAUAGCCGUAGUGAAGGUAAGAAAAAACUACAGUAACACCAGAAGAGAUGAACCACCAGAUAAGAAAAUGAAGGUCAGACCUGAUGCUUGGGAUAAAAUGACUGGAAAGAUUGCUGCUGAACACGUAGAUCCUUUAUUGAAAUGUCAACAUAUUGGGGAAAUGUUAGCAGUUGCUGAAUCCUCAUCUAUUUUUGGACAAAAUGGAGUUUUUGGUUUCAUUGUUCAAGGAACAAAGGUUACCUUAGUAUCUCUAGAAACUAAAACAGAAUACUUUGAAUAUCUAAAGACAAAAGAUAAAUCAAAAUUGUUUGAAGCGGAAGUCACUUACAGUAAAGAAUGUAACUUUUUAUCAAAGAAUGGAAGGAAAGAGUUAAUUCCAAUACUUUUGGGAAUGGAAAAGUUAGUGAAACUCUAAAUGAAAAUAAGAGAUUAAAAUCACUUCUCUAGGAGUUGAUGUUGAAUGACUGAAAAAAUGCUUUUUGCACACCACCAAGGUACGGUUAGUUUUCAUACUAAAGGAUAAAAUAUAGCAAAACGUUAGUUUUGUUUACAACAUGAUUAUUUAGCUGUGUAAAGGAAGACAGUGGAUAGCAUGGAUAGUGACAUGAAAAUUUGCUUAAACUGAAUAAAUUAAAUGGAAAUGUGAACAUGAGUAUAUGAUUAUAUGACGAAAAAAUUAUGAAUAAUGAAAACAAAAAGGUUUAACAACAUUUCUUCAUAUUCUUUAAAGGACGCAAUGAAAAAGAGGAAAAUCAGAGAAUAUGGUGCAUCACAAUAAAAAUAUAUGUUUAACAAUUGUUUUUUUGUAUUGCUGAAUGUUGCAUUUUGACUGACUGAUUUUUGUUUUGUCAAUUAUAAUUUAUACAUUAUGAAUUUGUAAAUAAUGUAAGCAAAGAGAAAAGAGGUCUUUUAUUUAUGUAGAGAGAACUUUAUAUAGAAAAAUUGAUCAGCAAGACAAGAUCUAAAAAUAAUUCAACAUGCCUGAAAUCGUCAGAAGACUCUUUACCAUUAUUAUUUAAUUUUUGCCAUUCUAAAAAAAAAGAAGUUAUGUAACAAAAGUGACCAGCAAGCAAAGUUCUACAAAUGAGUUAUAUUUUACUUCCUUUAGAAAAGCAAUUAUAAGAUUUCUUUUACCUCUUUUAUGUUUAUAGUAAAAGUUAAAGAGGAUAGAUUAUACAAACUGAUAACAGAAAAUUAUCAGCUAUACAAGAUCAGAAUAAAAUAAACUCAUUGUUGAAGGCCGUACGGUGACCUAUAGUUGUUAAUGUUUGUGUCAUUUUGGUCUUUUGUUGAUAGUUGUCUCAUUGGCAAUAAUACCACAUCUUUUUUUAUAUUGUUGAAGAGGCACAUAG